UGUUUCCACGUUGGCAACCUAAUCCAAGGAAAACCAACGAACAGAAAAGAAAAGUUGACGACAAAACAAAUCUGAAAGCACUUGUGCCAAACCAAGUUGGGGAACUCGUUCCCUACUGAAACUCCAACGACGUUCACUGCAUCGUUCUCCCCAAAGCUACACUCUCUUCUCUCUCUCUCUCUCUUCUCUUCCGUUUACUUAAUUUAAGCCUCUCUCUCUCUCUCUCUCUCACACACACACACACCAUGAGUCCCUACAUUUUUGGAGUCAUACUCCCUCUCCUCGUCACGCUUCUCGUACGCAACAAGAAUCCUCCCAAAAGACGCGGCGUUCCGGUCCAAACCGGCGGCGAGGCCGGUCUGGUUGUCCAAAACAGCCGGUUUGAGUCACCGGUCCAGAGCGCGUGGGAAGGCGUUGCCACGCUCGCAGAGCUCUUCGAAGAGGCGUGCAAAACGCAUGCGGAGAGGCUCCUCCUUGGCACGCGCGUGGUGCUGGCGAGGGAAGUGGAGAGCAGCCCCGACGGCAGGUCGUUCGAGAAGCUUCACUUGGGAGACUACGGCUGGCUCUCCUACGAUACGGUCUUCGAUGUCGUUUCGAGCUUCGCUUCCGGGUUAGCCUUCCUCGGACAUGCCAGGGAGGAACGCGCCGCCAUCUUCGCUGACACGCGCCAAGAGUGGUUUAUGGCUCUUCAGGGUUGUUUCAGGCGAAAUGUGACAGUAGUUACUAUGUAUGCAUCAUUGGGAGAGGAAGCUUUAUCAUAUUCAUUGAAUGAGACAGAGGUUACAACAGUAAUUUGUGGGCGAAAAGAAAUGAAAACACUAGUAAAUAUAAGUGGACAACUUGACACAGUGAAACGUGUGAUUUGCAUGGAUGAUGAUAUCCCAUCUGAUGCCUCUUCUAUUGCAUAUAACUGGACAAUCACUUCGUUCUCUGAGGUUGAGAGACUUGGCAGAGAAAACCCUGUUGAAGCUGAUUUACCACUUUCAGCAGAUGUUGCAGUUAUAAUGUAUACAAGUGGAAGUACGGGAUUACCCAAGGGUGUGAUGAUGACACAUGGCAAUGUCUUAGCUACACUCUCUGCUGUCAUGACCAUUGUUCCCGAUAUUGGGACCAAGGAUAUAUAUCUUGCAUACUUGCCGAUGGCUCAUAUCUUAGAAUUAGCAGCUGAGAAUUUGAUGGCAGCUGUUGGAGUUCCUAUAGGAUAUGGAUCUCCUUUGACCCUUACUGACACAUCAAACAAGAUUAAGAAAGGAACAAAGGGGGAUGCUACUGCACUGAGUCCAACUCUAAUGGCAGCUGUACCAGCAAUUCUUGAUCGUGUUCGUGAUGGAGUGUUCAAGAAGGUAAAUGCAACAGGAGGAUUGCCAAAGAAAUUGUUUUAUUUAGCCUAUGCCCGGAGGUUGCAAGCAGUUAAUGGUAGUUGGCUUGGAGCUUGGGGUUUGGAAAAGGCUCUUUGGGAUUUUCUUGUGUUCAAAAAGGUCCGAGCUAUUCUGGGCGGCCGUAUCCGUUUUAUACUAUCUGGUGGUGCUCCCCUUUCUGGUGAUACCCAGAAGUUCAUCAACAUUUGUCUCGGUGCUCCAAUCGGUCAAGGAUAUGGUCUUACAGAGACUUGUGCUGGUGGGACAUUCUCUGAUGUUGAUGACACUUCUGUUGGUCGUGUUGGACCACCUCUUCCAUGCUCAUUUAUUAAGCUAAUCAACUGGCCUGAAGGUGGAUAUUUAACAAAUGACUCACCAAUGCCCCGUGGAGAAAUUGUAAUUGGUGGUCCAAAUGUCACUCUAGGGUAUUUCAAAAAUGAAGAAAAAACGAAUGAAUCGUACAAGGUUGAUGAAAGAGGCAUGAGGUGGUUUUACACUGGUGACAUUGGCAGAUUUCAUCCAGAUGGAUGCCUUGAAAUCAUUGACCGUAAAAAGGACAUUGUUAAACUGCAGCAUGGAGAAUAUGUCUCCUUGGGAAAGGUUGAGGCAGCUCUUAUUGUUAGUCCCUUUGUGGACAAUAUUAUGGUCCAUGCUGACCCUUUCCACAGUUACUGUGUGGCACUUGUGGUGGGUUCUCAGUUCACAUUGGAGGAAUGGGCUUCACAACAAGGAAUUUCAUAUGUCAAUUUUUUAGAUCUGUGUGCAAAAGAAGAAACUGUGAAGGAGGUGCAUGCAUCACUUGUAAAGGAGGGAAAGAAGGCUCAUCUGGAGAAAUUUGAGAUUCCUUCAAAAAUUAAAUUGCUUUCAGAUCCAUGGACCCCUGAGUCUGGCCUUGUUACUGCUGCUCUCAAACUCAAGAGGGAGGCAAUAAAAAAGACUUUUAAUGAGGAACUUACAAAGUUGUAUGCUUCAUAGGCUAAGGACACUAAUCUUUUUACCAGCAUUUCCCAUUUGCAUAGGGCAGGUUGAGGUGAGAAGGGUUUUGUAUUUUUUUGUUAAUCAUUUUGUUUUUUCCAUUUGAAGUUUAUCAUGCAAAGUGAGGCUUAUUACGUGCAGAAGGCCAAUACGUUGAAUAAUUUAAUUUACUGAAGUAGUAACACUGUAAAAUGAACUUUUAUCAGACGUUAUUGUUGUAUCAAUUUUCCAAUUAUAGAGUUACUCAGUAUAUUAUGUUUGUUUGCCA
Messenger RNA from Vigna angularis (adzuki bean), 2601 nucleotides. Its product is annotated as long chain acyl-CoA synthetase 9, chloroplastic. The record is from RefSeq and is a predicted model, not a curated record. The transcript is spliced from 11 exons. Gene Ontology annotation, molecular function: long-chain fatty acid-CoA ligase activity. Bases 246 to 2333 code for a protein of 695 amino acids. Gene Ontology annotation, cellular component: membrane; endoplasmic reticulum. Lineage: Eukaryota; Viridiplantae; Streptophyta; Magnoliopsida; Fabales; Fabaceae.